Molecule: messenger RNA, 2799 nt
Organism: Caenorhabditis remanei
Lineage: Eukaryota; Metazoa; Nematoda; Chromadorea; Rhabditida; Rhabditidae
Exons: 4
Coding region: 1-2799 (932 amino acids)
Source: RefSeq, a predicted model, not a curated record
AUGUCUGAAGAACCGCUUGUUGAGCAGGUGGCGCCGCAGCCUGAAGAGGAUGAGGAUCAUGAGUUUUGUGUGGGGUUCUGUAAGAGAAACGUCGACCCAAUCUACCACGACAUCCUGCGUCACAUGUGCAUCGCAAUCGGUGGCUCCAAACACCAAAUCACAGUUUUCAACGAUUUCGCGAAUGCUCACAUGAGAAACGAAGAAGACUCCCUUCCAAUGCAUCGUUACUACGUCAAACGUAUCCAUGACCUCCAGAUAGAACUGCUAGCCACCAAAAAGUUGACCGAACGGGAGAAAAAGCAAAAAACCAAUUCGAUCAAGAAGGAAUACACCGCCGAGAUGAUGGCGAUCGACUCGAAGCAGGAGGGUAUCGAGAAGGUGAAGUACGCGAGGGAUGCUAUGAUAUUCACUACCGGAAAUCUUAUCCAAGCCAUCUCAGCGCCCAUCACAUUUGCCGGGGAGACUAUGGAGCCUUGCUACUCGGAUGGCACCCCGUGGUCCGCUGAGCCGGAGAUCCUAGAGCCGCCGAAAAUGCCGGAUUACCUGGUGGCCCUUCGUCUACAAAAGGAGAAAGAUGAAGUGACGACGAAGGAUUGUCUGGCGACGCUUAAAAUCGAUUAUGACACGCUGUUGAGUAACAAUCAGGCGAUGGAGAAGGCACAUUUGCUGGAUAAAGUCGAGUUGAGCAAGAAGGAUGAGAUUAUUGCGGAUCUGCAGACUGAAGUUAGCACGUUUAGGAGGAAUGCGAUCAAUGGGACGAGAAAUGAGACGAGAGACCGCCAACUUGGGUAUUCCUUCCUAAAAGAUGUGAUCUACCACGCGCACGCCGCAUUCGAGUACCAGGACCGUCUCUUCUCAGAAAUGAAACAAAUCUUCGACGCCGGCCAAUAUUGCAAAAUCGACGAGAUCAAUUACUACGCGGAGACAGUGAAGGCGCUCCGAAUGAAAUGGAUCGAUAAACUUCCGUUGGCCGAGAAACGGGAGUUACAGGAGCCAAUUGACGCGGAGUACACACACUCUCAGUCCAAUCUCGCAUUGCUGAAAAUGAUCAGAUCGAAGUUUGAGGUGAUGAGCGAUUGCUAUGAUAAGUAUAAGGAGUUUGUGAAUACAAAAACGAAUUGUACACUUCCGACAGCCGGGCAGUUGAAUCAAUUCGAUGAGAUUCUCAUAGCUUCUGAAAAAGAUAAGAUUGAGAGUAUGUCUCUUGAAGAAUGCCGUGGGGAAUAUCUGAAAAUGUUGCGGGAUAUUGAAUUGGUACGUGGGAGAAACGAGGUGCUAGCCAUAGCGAAACACGCGGCGGAGGAGGAAAACAGAAAGCUGAAAAUCGAUAUGACUGGUAUGGACCGGGAAAUUGAUCAGACCAAAAAACGAGUGGACGCCGCACAAAAACGAAUGAUUAUCAUGGAGAAUGUACAUGACGGAAGGCAGAUGCAGAUUCUGCAACUUGAAAAAAAAUAUGAGAAAGAGGUUGCCAGUUUGAACGAGAAAGUGCUGAAACUCGAGAAGAUUGUGGGCGAUCGGACGGAGGAGUUGACGGAGUUGAUGGAUUUGGUGGAGAAGGAGAAAAAAUUGCCGCCGUGGACGGAAAAGGAUGAGGAGUGGUUGAAGAAGAUUGAGAAGUUGGAGGAGGAGAAACCGGACAUGGAUUUGGAGGGGUGGUGUCAGAAAGUGCAUGAUUUGGAGGCACUGAUCAACGAAAAAGAGCCAAGCACCGAUUCCUCCCCACAACGUACGAUCACCGAGCUCCGCCGAGAACUCCGCAAAGCCAAAGAGCGUAUCCAAUUGAAAACCGAAAACUACUGUAUCCUCUGCGACAUUUAUUGCAACGCCGUCAACGUUCUCUGCAAUGACCAAAUAAAAGAUGCCAAGGAGUUCCUAAUGUUCAAGUCAACAACCCUCCAUCAAGCUCCAGGAAUCCCCGAAAAGAAGAAGCUUCACCAGUUGUUCGAGGAGGAGUUCCAUGAGAAAGUAGAGAAAAUCAACGAUUACCGAAAGAGUUGUCUCGUAAAGCAACAAGAUUGGGAGGAACGACGUAAGAAGAUGUUGGCGCAAGCAGCAAAGCCAGUGGAGUCAGAUCCUGGGGACCUUGAGGAGCUUCACGAAUGGAGCAGAGAGUUCCAGGAGCUCAAGGAGCUCUACCAACAGAGUCUAAAGAUUCGAACUGCUUGGUGGGAGAAUGAUGAGAUCUGCGGGACAAAGGAAUUCAAGGAGCUAUUCGGGUCGGAGAGUUUCCCGAAGAACAAAGCGGAUUUGAUGAAUCUAGUGGAGCUUUUAAAACGGGAUAAGAUAGCGGAGACCCUGGAAAAAGAGUUCCAAAGGAGCAAAGAUAUGGAAUCGAAACUGGCGGAGGCUGAAAAGAUGGCAAAGGCAAUGAGAGACCAGAAAGAGGCGAUGGAUGCCAUGGCAGCACAACAUAGACAUACCUGUGGUGGCGAUGCUGAUAAGGAUGCGAGGAUCGCUGAGCUCAAAGCAAAAAACGCCAGCCAGUCCCAAAAAUUGAAGGUGUCUCAUAAAGAAACGGCGGAUUUGGCGAUGAAACAACGGGAGACUGAGAAGCAGGUCUUGGCGCUUCAAAAGAAUCUGGCACUAUUCAAAAAAGCAGCCACGGGAGCGGAGGACGGGCUCGCUGAUGUGGAGAGAAUCGCCGCGUUGGAACAAAAAGUCGAGGAAAUGAAUAAAAAGUUGGAGAGAGCGCAGAGGGAGUCGGCGGAGAAGGAUCGACAGAUGGCGAUUGUCGAGACGGGAUACUUGUCAAGGAAUGGGAUUGUGAGGGUGCAGAUUUCCGCGGGAAGAAUGUGA